Messenger RNA from Chaetomium globosum CBS 148.51, 1371 nucleotides. RefSeq lists its product as uncharacterized. NCBI's taxonomy places the organism in Eukaryota, Fungi, Ascomycota, Sordariomycetes, Sordariales, Chaetomiaceae. The coding region runs from base 1 to 1371 and encodes 456 amino acids. The transcript has 2 exons. The record is from RefSeq and is a predicted model, not a curated record.
AUGUACUCUGAUACGGACAUGGCAAACGCAGACGAGGCCAUGGGAAACAGCCUGAACCCAACGCCCCUGCUCUUCAACGACGUGUAUUUCAGUCGUUGUGAGAAGCCAGUAUCCCCGUCCCCGUCCAUAUGGGCGCCGUUUCCCCGCCUCCCAGCCGAACUGCGUCUGCGCAUCUGGCUGCUUCCUCUUCAACAGCACCGCAUGAUUGAGGUUGAUCUCCACCCUACCGCCGGCGACAACGGUACUUCCCGGUAUGCCGACCGUAACCAUCUCGGUCGGAUUGUCAGCGGCCGGAGCCGGAGCUACACCUCCCGCCUCCGGGGCCGCGGAUCCUAUGUGGCGUCCCUCACCCCACUCCUCCGCGUCAGUCGUGAGGCGAGGGCAGCCGCGCUCAGCUUCUACCACAUACACCUUCCCUUAGGCACAGGGCAAGUCCUAUACCUCAGCUCCGAGUAUGAUGUCGUCUACGUCCGGCCCAGGCGGCCUAAACCUAUUCAUAGCCCGCCGGCGACCGACCCCGAUCCCGAAUUCGGUACCAUCUUCGUCGACUUUUUACACGACGCCCGAGCCCACGAUUACAAGAACCACGGAGUUCGCCACCUCGCCAUAGACAAAGAGAUUCGCCACUACCUGCUCGGCCGGUUUGAGGAGGGCGUGAAUUUGACCCCAGAAAUGCUUCACCCGGCCGCAGCGACGUCAUUUGCCGAUAUCCUCCGCCACAAGCUCCGUUCCCUGCUCUGCGUUGUCGAUUUCCGGGGCUCUACGAGGUGCAUGAGCGCCCCCCCCUUAGGGGGCGGGUGGCGCUGCCACUUCGCCCAAACGUUCCCCCUCCGUCGACGAGGCCGUAUAACAGGGGCCUUCCACUGGCUUCAAACCGACCCGCGACCUGGCGUCGAGCUUGACCUCCGCCAGCUCCCUAUCAAGGAUGAUCCCCAUCUAAUGUUGCGAAACUGGAGGCGCCUAGAGCAGCUUUUCGGAGUGACGAGAGAUCAGCAAGCCACCCGAGAAAACGGGGGCGACCACGGCUUUCGCCUUUAUGUCUGCCCCACCAAGGACUGGGCAAUGGAAACCGAGGCGGAGGCAGUGUGGUCGCGGGACGAGCUGGUGCAGCAUCUCCAAAACGAGGCUGAGGAUUGGGACACGAAGCGCUGGUAUCUCACCCGGGUCUUUGGGGGCACCCACCCAUCUCCAAAGUAUAGCUCUGAGUCUCGAGAGGAGGAGGAAAUAUUUGAGGCGAUGGAGAAGUUGCCCUGCACGGCCAUCGGCAUGUGGCUUUUCCCUGUCGAGGCUUUCCCCCCGCCCACCAUUGCCCAGCUGCUCUCAUUCGACCUUUCGGCCGCCCGCCCCAGUCUGCUUCUAUUUCAGGUUUAA